Messenger RNA from Macrobrachium nipponense, 5178 nucleotides. RefSeq lists its product as uncharacterized. The transcript is spliced from 2 exons. The record is from RefSeq and is a predicted model, not a curated record. Bases 507 to 4622 code for a protein of 1371 amino acids. NCBI's taxonomy places the organism in Eukaryota, Metazoa, Arthropoda, Malacostraca, Decapoda, Palaemonidae.
GUGACAGAGCGCCGCAGUUGGUGCCUGACUACCGUGGAAGGCACACGUUACUCUCCCUCUCUGUUCCCGAUCCUGGUGUGGAUGCGGCUGACUCACUCGAAGACACGACUGACACACUUUGUCCAUAAUUAAAAAAAAAAGAAGUCACUGAGUAUUUAACUAUUUUCUACGUCUAACGAGUUUAAUACUUUUGAGUUAUAUCUGGUAUUUUCACUCGGAGAUGAAAGCCGCUUAAUUAAGACUGCGAUUGGAAAAAAGUGUGACGAACCUAACCCUAGGAUAUGAAAUAUCUUGACGAAUGAGUGAUAUCUUUUAGCGAUUCAUCCUGAUUAGUACCUUCACGAUAAAACGGAUUAACUAUCGUUAACGAACUACGAAUAGUGACUAUUAACUGUUGAUUACGACUAGACGACUCCAGCGUAAGUGUGGCCUUAUGGGAGGCCUAUAAUCCCUGGCCUCAUCGUGGGAUUCUUUCUGCAUUUAUUUGCAUACUAUAGUUGUUCAAGAUGAUGUGCAGGCGCGUGCUUAUCCUACUACUGGCGACAUCUGUAUUGACAGACGAUCAUCUGUCGGAGGCAGAAAUAGUCGUGGAGAGACCCGGUGGAUCUGCGGUGGGAACAACCUCAGGAGGAGUUCAAUCUAUAGGAGGUGAAGAGGAUAGUUUUAGAAAGUCUCGCCAGAUGGAUACUGAACUAACACAACGUCAGGGGCCUUUCGGUCGACCGAAUAUGGUUUCCAUGACAGUCAAUGCUCUUAACCCUAUGCCAUACGUGAUGGGCGGCCUUAAAGGUGUGCGGGAUGUAGUGAGGCAAAGGUUUUUCCCUUGGCGCGGCAUGGUGCUUGACAACUUCGCAAGGGUCUUCCCGCGUCAGAGAUUCAGGGGUGGGGGGCCACGCCCCAUUGGCAUGCCUGGGCCAGGUUUUCAUGGAGGCCCAGUUAGGCAGAGCUUUGGUGGUGGUAUUGAGCAUGGCGGUGGUGGUGGUGGUGGUGGUGGGGUUCAUAUUGGUGGUGGGGGAUCCUUCAAAGGCUCAGUUGGUUCCAGUUCUAGUAGGUUUCGAGAUGAAGUAAGUCCGUUAACAACAGAUGACCCUUCUGGGGUUCAUACGCCUCUUAGGGGAAGUAUAGAAAAAGGAAAUCUAGAUUUUAAUACCCCGAAACCCAAGAGCAUCAUCAGUGCAUCAUCAAUAAGUACUGAAUCUUCUGGAGCUGAUAACAAGCCGCAUAGACCAAAUGAUAUACGAAAUGAUGUUUUUUCUUUGUCUAAUUUGAAGACCUCAACCCCAAGUUUUUCUUCUUCACCAACUGAAGAUCUUAGUUCUGGGCAUGAUAUAGUUUCCCCUCUUGUCCCUACAGAAAAGACAAAAGUCAUCAGUAUAGAAAUUCCUAAAGAAUUUGAUGAUUUAUCUGUGUUAGAGGUUAGCAUGAAAUCAAAUGGGGAUGUAUCUGUAGGUUCCAAAAAUGUUACAAAUCAUGCAGCAUUCCCUGAGCCUUUUUCGCGUGCAAAUCCCCAUUUUUCUGCCACUUGGAAUGACCAUAAAUUUACUAGUCAAAGCAAGGUUGAGUCUAGACUUACUAACCCUUCAAAUCUUCAUAUUGGUAUUCCUACUAACCCAGAUAGUUAUAGAGGAUCCAUUACAUGUCUGAAUGCUUUAAAUAAUGGCCAGGUUAAAUCAAUUCAGGAUGUUUUAUGCAUGCAAAACUCUGGAAAUAAUAAUAAAAUUAAUGGAAAUAGUAUAAGACCUGAGUUUAGCUCUAUAGGUAAUCAACAUCAGUCAGAUAUUCAAAAUAAUGGCAUUGAUAACUCUUUCCAAAGGCAAAAUUCAGUGCCACAUUUCUCAGCAAAUUUUGGUCCAGAUAAGCAAAAUAUAAAUCACAUCUAUUUUGUGCCUUUAAGUGUACCUGCACCUCAUCAUAGUAUCAUUCCACAAGUUCACGGUGCAUCUAUGUCAAAUACUCAGCAUGUUAGUUCAUUUAGUCAAAGCAGUCGCACUAUUCCUAAAGAAAGAGAUCCUAACGUGUUUUACAUUGAUAUUACCAUUCCAGGGACUGAGAAUGCUGAGCCAUCAAUCAGGAGUAGAUCAAAGAGAAGCCUCCAGUUUGACGGUUGGUAUCCAAUGGAUGUAAGCAAUCCUAUGUCAGAUGAACCAACAUUAGGGUACCAGCCACCACCUCUUGAAAGAGUCCACUUCAGUGAUGAUCCAGUUACUGAUAAACCCAUGUAUCCAGUUAAACCAAAAAAUCCCACUGUGUUUGUGGUGAGAGCUGAGCCUAGAGAACCUGAGCUACAUUCAGUUUAUGGAACUGAAAAUGUAGAAUAUUUCCAUAUUCAUCCACAGACAAAUACCAUAAGAGCCUUCCGAGCACCAGAUCAGAGCAUUGGAGCUAUCCAGUUUGUAUCUCCACCCCAGUUUGGGGAGUCAGAAGGGAACUCUAACCAUAAAAAAUCUGAAACCAAAAGCAUAACAGAAAAGGAAGUAGGGUCUGGUAGUGAAGAUGGACUUUUUGAUGAUAUUCGGUUUAUUGACACUGCUUCUCAGUAUGCCAGUGACUACGAUCUUGACAUGGAUGGGUCUUUUUCAGAAUACUCACCUGUUGUAGUAAGACCGCAUGACUUCCAUCGUAGAGAUCCACCUGGUUUCAGAAGGUAUGAAUUCCAGGAAACUCCAGCCCGACGUCGAGUUGAUGUUAUUGACUUACCACCAUCCAGACAAAGAGAUACUUCAAGAUCUAGCAGGCCAGCACUUUAUGAAUUAUUGGGAAAUGUUAAGUAUGAAUCACAGAUAGAAGAAACUCCAUAUUUGGGAUCUGCAACAGAUUCAGCUAGAACAUCUGUUUUUCGAGAAGUACCUCCACCAAAUUUCUUCCAAGGCCAGACAUCAGGCAGGUAUAGUAGUCAAAAUGUUGACAAAGACAUACGAAGAUCUGGUCCCCGAAGACCUUCCUACAGAAAUACUGGACUAGAUGACUCUUCAUCACACCCUUGGUACCUCAUUGAUACAAAAUCAGAGAGAAGGAGAGAACCUUCAAUUGCUUCAUACAUUCACCCAGAAACUCGCUUGGGAGAUGAAAGGGUUCAUUAUAAACCUUUUGGGCCUGUAGCUUAUGUUUCUAAAGACUCUGAACGAACAAGACAAAGGGACUCUAUCUAUAAUCCACACCUUGAUGACCACAUGAAUUCUUAUAAGCCCAGUACAAGCUUGAUAGCUAAUAGCUUAUCAGAACUCCUCCAGAUCUUUAAAUACACUCAAGUAACAGAUAAACCAGGGAAAGAUUCACCAGGUGAGGAUGGCAUUACUCUGGUGAGAGAAUUCCGUUACACUCGUCCAACAGAAGAAACCCCAACAACAGUAUCCUCAUUUGAAGAAAACCUCUCAAGUGACAAUGGAUACACAUCUACCCCACCAAGUGUCAAAAAUGAUAUAACUAGAAAUGUGACAGCUAAUCCAGAAAAAGUAUCUUAUGAUGCUGUUGCUGACACCAAUUCACUUGAUGGCUAUCUGUUUUCUGACUCUGAGGCAAGCCCAGAGUAUGCCCAUCCAGAAGUCAAGCCAAAUAUUGUAAUUAUUGAAGGAAAAGAUAUUGCUACUUCUAAAGGUCUAAUUAAAGAUAACAUAAGACCUACUAGUGUCAUACGUCCAAAUGCCACACGUGAAAAUGUAAGAAUUACUUCAGCUUCCUCCAGGACGGAGAAACCAACUUUUGGUGGUCUGGAGAUAAUAUACCCUGGCCCAGAACCGAAAACAACGACUUCCAGGUCGUCGCUAUCAUCUUGGCCUUUGUACGUCAUACACGAAGGUCACUCCAAAGUUAAACUCUUUGGAAUCAAUACAACGAAAGAUAAAAACUCUUUGUCAAAAAACAUUGAACUUUUGCACUUAACAGAAGAACCCACUACUUUUGCCACAGAAACCGAGCCACCUGAGACAACUACCCCUAUCCCCUUCACCAGCACCAAUCUCGAUAUCACUUCCACGCACAUCCUAGUUGACCACAACAACACUUAUUUACCAACCACCACCCUUGAACCUACGAGCACUUCACCCACCUUUGAUACAGACAACCAGGAUGUGCCCAGGGAGAAUACCAAUAAUAACAGCGAGUACGAAUACUACUACUAUGACGAGGAGGAGCUGGUACCUGAAGCGGCCUUCGCAGGAAGCUACCACUCAGAAGGAUGGGAACAUCCGAGUCUCAGACUCCCUGGGCCUCCCGUGUCUCCAGUUGCCCUCAACAUUCCACCACCUGUGCCUUCUCAGAGGUCGCUCGCGGGAGACAUUGUUAUUCCCCCAUCCAGUGCUGCUUUUGCCCACGUUUUCCAAGAGCGGCUGCCUCGCCCAGAAGGCGUUGCGUCUCUUAGCCCAGACCAGAUACCAUUGUUGCCUGACGUAUCUCUCACCAGAGACCAGCUCUCUGUUGGCAGACCAGUCUUCUUCACCAAGCGGCAGCAGCAGCAGCAGCCUGAUGUCGCCGAAAAGGACGCCAGUAUUUCACAACCCUUCGAGUACUUGUCCCACCUUCGAGAACUCGGGCGGGAAAAACGAUCUUCCACAACACACGAGAGAGACAGCGUGCAACUCGGGGAGGAGGGCCAAAGAGCAUCCGAAAUCAACUCACAAGCGUGACUGUAGAUAUUUGAUUUUAUUAUUUAAAGCCGAUUUCUGUGUCAUUGUAUAUAAAUAACUAUCUUGUCUACGGCGGAAGAGAGGUAAAUGAGGUUGCUCUUUGGGUGUGUGGUGCUCUGAAAUAGUUUUACAUAAAGACAUUUUUGUAUAACAGAAUUUUCUUCAGCUCUCACUACCUGCGAUCUGAAAGAGACAGCGUUCGUUAAGGUUUUGCUCAACUUUGCUCAGUUCUACUGUUUUAUUCAAAUUAGAAUGGUUGCCAAUACAAUAUCCAAAGAGAAACGUUCAAAAGAAUCAAGGAAAGACAGUGCUAUGAAGAAGUUCCUGAUCAGAUGUCAAAUUACCAAUUAAUGAUAAUAGUAUAGACAAUCAACUUGCACUUAAAGUAAAAACGAAAGCGAAGUUAUUUUCGCUGCCAGUAAAAUGUCAACGUUUAAUAGCACAUAAUUAUAGCAGGAAAAGAUUUGGUAUUAUAAACAUUCGAAAUUUAAAGUGCUUCGUUAAACGGUAUGUUCAUUAUUUUGCUUUUUGAUGCAGUAAAGUGUUGCGUGUCAUU